This is a messenger RNA of Nerophis lumbriciformis (worm pipefish), 1714 nucleotides long. RefSeq lists its product as uncharacterized. NCBI's taxonomy places the organism in Eukaryota, Metazoa, Chordata, Actinopteri, Syngnathiformes, Syngnathidae. The record is from RefSeq and is a predicted model, not a curated record. Gene Ontology annotation, biological process: regulation of transcription by RNA polymerase II. Gene Ontology annotation, molecular function: DNA-binding transcription factor activity, RNA polymerase II-specific. Gene Ontology annotation, cellular component: nucleus.
GUGACGUCUUCCACCACUUGCACAUGCGCAGACUGGUCGUGUGUUUUGGCACCAAUCGUCUCGGAGAAGACAACAUAGCAGUGCGGUCUACGUCUGUUAAGAACAUCUUUUCCCUGAGCAGCAGGUGUAAACCUCCAGGAUGAAGCAGGAGAAACCACAGCCCCGCCAUAUUAAAAAAGAAGAGGAGGAGCCACAUCUUACCCACAUUAAAGAGGAAGUUGAGGAGCUACAUCGCCCACACAUAAAGGAGGAAGAAGAGGAAUACAGUAUCAGUCAGAAUGUAGAGCAUCUUGAAGGAAUGGAGGUUGAUAUCUCCAAGAUUCCAUUGAAUGUUGUCAUUGUGAAGAUUGAAGAUGAUGAGGUCAAAAGUGAAAGUGAGGAGAAGAGAGAGGUGGAGCCUCCAAGCAGCAGCUCAACUCAACACAUGACAACAGAAGAUGAUGGAGACUACUGUGGAGGAUCACAACCAGACAAGCUCUUAGCUCCACUAUCAGAUAGUGAUGACAUGACGUCACACUCUUCUGACACUGGUGAUGAAGACUCUGAAGCUGAUACAACAUGUCCCACUGACAACACAUACUUUGAAUGUUCUCACUGUGGCAAAACUUUUAAUUACUGUUGUAAUCUGAAAACACACAUGAGAACACACACUGGUGAGAAACCUUUUUCCUGUGUAAGCUGUGGUAAAAGUUUUACGCAAAGUCAUCAUUUGAAAACACACAUGAGAAUACACACUGGUGAAAAACCUUUUUCUUGUUCAUUAUGUGGUAAAGGUUUUACACAAAAUCAUAAUUUGAAGGUACACAUGAGAAUACAUGCUGAUGAAAACCUUUUUUCCUGUUCAAUCUGUGCUAAAGGUUUUGCACACAAUAUUGAUUUGGAAUCACACAUGACAACACACACUGGGGAACAACCUUUGUCCUGUUCAAUCUGUGCUAAAGGUUUUACACAAAAUAGCCAUUUGAAAACACACAUGAGAAAACACACCGGUGAAAAACUUUUUAGCUGUUCAAUCUGUGCUAAAGGUUUUACACAAAAUCAUCAUUUGAAAGCACACAUGACAAUACACACUGGCGAAAAACCUUUUCCCUGCUCAAUCUGUGCUAAAGGUUUUGUACGAAAAGAUACCUUGAAAAGACACAUGACAACACACACUGGUGAGGAAGUGUGAGUUGCAGUGUGUGUGAGGAAAGAUUCUCAUAAAAGUACCAGUGUAAGAAGUGUAACACACUCUUGUUAGUGGGUUUCUACCAUUGGUAGAUUAGAUGUUACAGAACAAAUCAAAUAUAUUUUACGCACUUAUUUAUAUUGUUUUUUUAAUUGAAGUGUUGCAUAUCUUUAUUUCUAAUUCUAAAUAAUUUCAUUGAUGAUGUCCUUUGUAUGAUAUACAUAUUUGUUUCACAUUGUUUCAUACUUUUGCUUUUGAGUGCACAUAAAUCCCUCUUAGUUCAUAUCUAUUGGUUCAUAUCCGAAACAUCUUCUGGAUCACGUCUGGAAGCAUUUUAUUAUUUACUUUAUACAUUAUUUGAGCAGUCUUGUAUUCUACAAGAUCAGUUGUUUGACCCUUUUCCCAGUGCCCCUUGUUGCGACCCAUGCAUGUUCCCGUUCUGUCUACUCUGUAUGAUGUAUGUCUGAUUUUGAACAGGUUUGUACUGAAAAUGUAAUUUAGUUGCACUUUUUAAGUGCGAUGAAAAAGUACUAUUCCAUGUGUGAC